AUGGAGACUUGGAGAUGGUUGCAAGGUGAAAUUCUGGACUUAUAUUUUGGUCUUAAGAUUGCUUGGAAACUCAAUAUUCCUAGACUGAUUGUGGAAUCAGACUCUUCCCUAGUGGUAAAUCUGAUCCGAGGUCAUUGGGAGGAUACUCACCCUCUCCAUGGUUUACUUUCUGAGUACAGGAGUCUGUUAAAUGGGAAUUGGGAUUGCAGCCUUAAUCAUGUAUACAGAGAAUGUAAUUGUGCAGCUGAUAGGCUUGCCUAUUUGGGUCAUGGCUGGAAUCUGGGCUUGCAUGAGUUAGAGACCCCUCCUGAAGAUGUUUUGAUUAGUUUAGAAGAGGACAAGAUGGGCCUGGCUAGGCCAAGAAUGAUUGUUAGCUAG
This is a messenger RNA of Prunus armeniaca (apricot), 378 nucleotides long. The record is from the annotation of a GenBank genome assembly. Lineage: Eukaryota; Viridiplantae; Streptophyta; Magnoliopsida; Rosales; Rosaceae.